UGUAACUACUAUUUUCCCGGUUCCUAAUUUUUUUUAUCGAGUGAAGGACCGCCUGAGAAAGAUAGAAUUUGAUGGAGGGCGACGUGGAGAUGGCGGCAGCGGAAGCGGGAGCCGAGGGAGGAGCUGCCGUUGAGCUGGACGAUAUGAAGAAGAGGCUGAAGGAGAUGGAGGACGAGGCCGCCGCUCUUCGCGAAAUGCAGGCGAAAGUCGAGCAGGAGAUGGGCUCCGUUCAAGGUUCCUUCUUGCCUUCCAUUGAUCCAAUUUUACACUCCAAAAGCUUACAACUGUUGUGUCAAAUUUUGAGUGUUUGGGCUAAAAGUGCUGUUUUAAAUGGUGCAGAAAUGAGAUAUGCCAUUCUGUUUGUCAAGCUUAAAAUAUUAGUGGUGAGUUUACGCCUCCAACAAAUUUGUCAUGCAAUGAGGUAUUUAGUUGUGCAUGGGGAAGAACAAUCUGCUUGUUUGAAAGUUAAACGUUCAUGUUUGUACACUAUAGUUCUCUUUGAUUUCAAUGAAGGAGAUCCUGCUUCUGCAUCUAAUCAGGCAAAUAGGGAAGAAGUGGAUUCCCGUUCAGUUUUUGUCGGCAAUGUGGAUUAUGCAUGCACACCGGAGGAAGUUCAGCAGCAUUUCCAAUCAUGUGGGACCGUGAAUAGAGUAACUAUACGGACCAACAAGUAUGGACAGCCCAAGGGAUAUGCAUAUGUUGAAUUUCUUGAAACAGAAGCUGUCGAGCAGGCUCUUCUUCUGAAUGAGUCUGAACUUCAUGGACGGCAGUUGAAAGUAUCAGCCAAGAGGACCAAUGUCCCUGGCAUGAAGCAGUUCCGUCCUAGACGGUCUAAUCCCUACUUGGGAAGUAGGCCCCGGGUCCCAUACAUUCCUGCACCUUACAUUAUGUCCCUUUAUGGAUAUGGAAAAGUCCCAAGGUUCAGGGUACCCAUGAGAUACAGCCCUUACUUCUGAUCCUUUAUUUAUUAGCUUGAGACUUCCGUAUGCUGUACGAGUGCAUUUUAUGUAUUUGAACGCUUUUGUUUCUUUUCUCUCUGCAUGAGUGGUGUUUAAUGGAAUGAAGCUUUUCUGUAAGUCACAUUGUUUUGUCUUUUAAGUUGUUAUUUACCACUGUUAUGAUCGUUACUGUUAUUUUAAUGUAGUAUUCUGCUUGAACAUUGUACUUUCUUAAACAGUAUGAACAAGUAUCCCAGGGUUACGUGCAUUGUGAAUUAUGUUGCUGAACAUUUUAUGAUCAUUUAUGGAGUUGAAUAUGCUUUACGGAAUUACAUUGAAUAUAAUUUGGCAUAAAGACCGUCUAACUGUAACUUCUCGUAUAUUUUAA
This is a messenger RNA of Striga asiatica, 1326 nucleotides long. NCBI's taxonomy places the organism in Eukaryota, Viridiplantae, Streptophyta, Magnoliopsida, Lamiales, Orobanchaceae. The record is from the annotation of a GenBank genome assembly.